GAGGAACUAAAAUACUAGCCUACCAUAACUGUGACUUUUGAUCCUGAACAUUUUCAUCGAGAGGAGAAAGCAUCUUUUUGCGAGCGUCUGCAAUUAUUUAUGUUUUUGUAAUACAAGUAUUUUCGUGAACAGGCAAAUUAGGGGGGUAAAAACCAUUACCCAAGCGUCCUACGCUGUUCCACAGAGCUCGUGCGAGUGCGUGCGCGCGUGUGUGUGUUACGUCGCCGAGCACAGAUCGCGAGGCUGUUGUUCAGGCGACCAGCGUGUGGAAUUAAAGAUUUUUUUAUUCAACGGAAAACACAGCAGUAACUGACGCGUCCUAGAGACGUUAACGCAAACUAAAAAAAGUAUUUUUCUUACUUUUUGACGUUUAUCUUAACCAUGGUUGUACUAAUGACUAGACUAUAUGUAGCAAUGACUCCGCAGAAGUUUUGACUUCUAUCAAAUCAUUCGUAUUUUUUGGCUCUCCCAAACGUAUCCUUGAAGACUCGAUCAAGCGAACAGGAAUUAAGAAAUUUCAUGUAAACUUUGUAAAUGAAGCUUAAAAGCAUCAUCACGCUCUUCUCUCUGCCGGACAUCGCACAUGGGGUGACACCGAAGAGCUUCCUGGGCCGCUGAGACGUGACUUCGGGCUGGGCGUCUCAUUUCCUGUGGCCCUGCUGGCCCGGACAAGCUCAGACAAGCUGCCCUCUGAAUGACUACUGGCCGUCCAGUUGUAGGGCUUUGCCAAGCUGUCACCAUGAGCAAAUACUCCCAGUACUUCAACAAGACCCUCAUAGAGGUCCACUAUUCCUAUGCAAAGCACAUGACCAAAGAGGAAAUAAAAGACCGCACUGAGAGUAAACAAAGCCUGAGCUCCCUGAACAUUUUAUUUGUCGUUAUCUGCAGUAUCAUCAUCUUGGAAAACCUCCUAGUGCUCAUUGCCGUGUUUCGCAAUAAGAAGUUCCACUCGGCCAUGUUCUUCUUCAUCGGAAACCUGGCCUUCUCUGACCUACUGGCUGGCUCUGCUUAUAUUGCCAACAUCUUCCUGUCAGGCCCUAGGACAUUUCAUUUGGUGCCUGUCCAGUGGUUCAUACGAGAGGGGACUGCUUUCAUCGCCCUGUCCGCCUCAGUUUUCAGCCUGCUGGCUAUCGCUAUAGAGCGCUACAUUGCCAUCACCAAGGUCAAGGUUUACGGCUCCAACAAGACUUGCCGCAUGUUCCUUCUGAUCGGAGCGUGCUGGGUGAUGUCCAUCCUUCUGGGAGGUCUUCCCAUUAUCGGCUGGAACUGUAUUAAUAACCUGAACGAUUGCUCCGCUGUCCUGCCUCUCAACUCCCGAUACUACAUCCUGUUUGUCGUCACCAUCUUUAGCAUCAUCUUGCUGUCCAUUGUGAUCCUUUACGUUCGCAUCUACCUUAUUGUGCGCACCAGCCAGCAAGAGGCCACCAAUUCUCCAGCUUACGCUCUCCUGAAGACCGUAACGAUCGUGCUGGGUGUCUUCAUCAUUUGUUGGCUGCCUGCCUUCACCAUCCUUCUCCUGGACACUUCCUGUCAGAUGAAACAAUGCCCUAUCCUCAAUAGCGCCGACAUCUUCUUCAGCGUUGCCACGCUGAAUUCGGCGUUGAACCCGUUGAUCUACACGAUGCGGAGUAAGGACAUGAGGAAGGAGUUCCUCAGGGUUCUGUGCUGCUGGGGGCUGCUCAACUGUGGCAGACCUCCUCACCGCUGCAUGGUGCCACUCAAGAGCUCGAGUUCAAUGGAGCACUGCACCAACAAACACGAAAAUCAGUCGACUCCCAUCAUGCAGGACUGCACUACCUGUGUCUGAUUUUGUCUCCACAGUGCCUAGGUGUUUAAAGAUAAGUGGAGACCCCAUCUUGGAGACACCCAGACAGCAACAUAGUGUCAGCCCAGAUCCGGGCCACAUCUGGUACAUGUGGAUUCCACAUGUACCGGAUGUGGGCCAGAUCUAUGUUGCUGUCUGGGAAGGCACAGAAGACAGAAGUGUUCAGAGACCUCAUGGAUGAAAUGAGAAUCACAAUCAACGUCUUUGGACUCUUACAUUUAGAGCAGAUAUCACAGCUGUGGUACUGGACUCCCUUGUGUCCUUUGUUGCUUCUAUCCUUGCAAAGGUUUCUGACCAUCAACAGAAUAAGACCAUCACAUAUUUGACAUUUUAAGGCAUAUUAAAGAAAGCCAAAUUUAAAUGGGAAUAUGUAUUUUAGCUCUUUGACAAAACAUGAAAACAUCCAAAUUUAAGAUAUUGCACUUUGUAGACUUCUAGGCAGUUUGGGAUUGUAUACUUCUCAUAUGCUGACUAACCUACCAGAAGUCAAAUACAAGAUGUAUCCUAUCCACAAGUUAGACUACCACUCUCACGGUUCAGAGAUAUGAGUGGCCAGAUUGAAAUGUAAGGAUCGACAAUGCACUCCACAUGAGCCAAACCACCAUGCAUGCUCACAGAACCUUUCCUAUAUAUUUAUCGAAUUACUUGAUAUACAUAACACCCUUUGAUUACCGACAAUAAAAGUAUUCCGCUUCAUUGUAUUGCAUGAAAGUCUAACCUGUGUAAGAACUAAUAUGUAUGGCAAACCUAUGUACAAUUGUCAAUGUUACUUCUAUUUGUCCAUCUUGUCUAUCUAAGCUCACUGUUCCUUUCUAUUUUUUUUUUUUUUUUUUUUUUUGUAACAUUCUUAAUUUUUCCUAAGAGGAAAGCGUGAUCAGUAUAUGAUUACUGAAUUCCUGAAAUGAGUAAAUUUUGGGUCUGUUGGCAUGACAAUGUUGUAGUGUUGCUGCGGCAGCGUGUGCUUCGUUUUGUGCCCUCUUGACGAAUGGAACUGAAUAUAAGAAUGAAGUGUUACAAGCGAACAUUUUCGCUGAUCGACAGUAUUAAUGAACUUUACUGUUCUCCUGUUGAUUUUUGAGCUUGCAGCAACAAGAAUGGGCACUCACUGUGAAGUCUUAAUGACAUUUAAAGUUAAUUGAAAUUGAUAGGCUAUUGGUAAGACAUUGAUAGGACAAAUUGAGCAUGCCUCCUUUGAAGGCAUGUUUAUUCUGAAAUAUGGGGGAUGUUAGGUGUUACGCUGUCUUUUAAUUGGUCACAAGUCUUCUGAAGAAAAUUUAAACUUCCUGCAACCACAGGAAGUCCGGUGUUUCCUAUGCUUCCUCCCGUUGUUAAAGAUCGACCUUAAUGUUCUCAUAUGUUAAUGUCAUCAGCCCAACACUUUCACUCACACAAUCAUACCCAUUCACCGUUUGAUCCCAACAUGUUUUAGUUUCCUCUGUUGAACGGUUUAGUUCAGCAGAGAAAGCACUUUGGCAGCUCUUCCAGUGCUGGUCUAAUGUAUUUUGGUUUUUCUUUCUUUCUUUUUUAAUGCAUGAAGAGUUUAAGCCUGUGUGAGCAUCACUGUCACACCGUUCAAUGUAAAACAUUGCCUACCCUGUGGAACAAUGCUUGUUUUUUUUAUGAUAAAUAUAUUAAUGUAUGUAUGUAUCUAUGUACAGUAUGUAUGUAAUGUGUAUACGUGUAGAAUGUCUUGUGUGCAAUAGCCUUGUGUUUAGUAGCAAGCUACCUGUGCUAAAUCGGUACAAUCCCAAACACUAAUGUAGGUACAUACACAUUAGUUCAUUCUUUUUUUUUAGUAAAAAUAAAUUUAAGUACAAAAAA
Ctenopharyngodon idella (grass carp) is the source of this 3646-nucleotide messenger RNA. It is a transcript of the gene s1pr2, whose product is annotated as sphingosine-1-phosphate receptor 2. Gene Ontology annotation, molecular function: sphingosine-1-phosphate receptor activity. The transcript has 2 exons. The record is from RefSeq and is a predicted model, not a curated record. Gene Ontology annotation, biological process: sphingosine-1-phosphate receptor signaling pathway. Gene Ontology annotation, cellular component: membrane. Lineage: Eukaryota; Metazoa; Chordata; Actinopteri; Cypriniformes; Xenocyprididae. Bases 695 to 1807 code for a protein of 370 amino acids.